This is a messenger RNA of Effrenium voratum, 1859 nucleotides long. Lineage: Eukaryota; Dinophyceae; Suessiales; Symbiodiniaceae. The record is from the annotation of a GenBank genome assembly.
ACACAAGCCAGCACAACACUCAGCCGACUUGGCUGACAUGGCUCAUGGCAGCUCACAAGGGUCCUUUGAGCCCUGAGACAGGGACCAAUGGCCAGGCACGCAGGCUGGAAGAAAGAGGUGCGUGCUCUCCUCAGGAUGGCCAUGAGAAUCCGCAGGGGGAGGAGGAGAAGAUCCGGGUCGCUCCGGGCCAGGCUCUGAAGCCUGCGUCCACAGAUAUCUUCCAGAGGCUUCACGCCUCGCAUGCAGCAAAGAUGGAGAAGCUUAGCCUGAUGAAGGAGCUGGCAGACCGCGAAGAGGCAGAACAGCUGGAAGAGCUGAAAAGAUGUACAAUUCGUACAUGUUCCUCUGAGGAGGAGGCGGGGAAGAUCUAUGGUCGCCUGUACCAAGAGGCAGAGCUCCGCAGGAGGAGGCAGGCUGAACGUGAACACGAGCAACUGGAAGCGACCAGUGCUCAGAUUUCUCAGCUCUCCUCAGUCAAGAGCCAGGGGGCAGGUCCGCCGCGAUGGGAGCAGCUCUACAACAGCGCUCCCAUAAAGGAGAAGCGGCUGGGCGAAGAACGCCAGCGGGCGUUGGAGGAGGAGGCGCGCUGGCUGGCCCAGAACUGCAUCCAUCGCUCCUCCGCGGAUGUCCAGCCAGACAAGAUCUUCCAGCGCCUCUACCGCGACGGGCAGCACCGGGAGCAGCGCAAGGAGCAGCUCCGCAGCGCCACGGCUGCCACUGAAGCUCGCCAAUUGGUCGAAGGCUCUGUGCACGCGAGCCGCAACCUCUCUGCUGCAGAUCUGGAAGAGAGGACCAGGCGGCUGUACGAAGAUGGCCUGCAGAGGAUCGAGCGGUUGGAGGAGGCAAGACGACAACAGCAAAGCUUAGAGUACAAGGCGCCCGUGCGCUCAGCGUCAAGUGGCCCCUCAAGGUUCGAGCUGCUUUACGGUGAUGCAAGUCGACGUGAGGAGGAAAGAAAGCUCUGGCAGGAAUACCAGCAAAAAGAAGAACUGGACAUGUGCCAGCGCAACAAGAGCCCGCGGAAUCAUGAGGCGACAAUGAAGCGCUCGGCUUCUGCAAGAAAUUGCCGGACACCAAGGAGGCAUGACGCUGGCGAUGAGCUGGAGGAAGCGCGCGAGGCUCCGCUGCCUGGGCAUUCGGCGUUGGUGCCAGCGCAAAGUGCAGCCCGGCAUGUAGGUGGGCUGACAGACGUGGAUAAGGGCAGUCGCUGCCAGUGUGGUGCAUGUCCAGCUGACCGAGUCGCCAUGGUUGCCAAGAGCAAACCUGCUUUGACUGUUCCACACGCUCCAAACGCUCAGACUGCCUCAAGCGUACAGGGUGAGGCACCAGGCGGGCAACGGCGGGCCACGACGCCGAGACGGGCAAAGACGCCACCACGGGCCACGACGCUGCCACGGGCCAUAACGCCGCCAAGGAGCGCCCAGGCUCAGUCUCAGGUGGAGCCGGCGCAGGUCGUGGCGCCUCCGCCCAAACGCACACCGACGCCGAGAUCGCAUGGCCAACAGGGAGGCCCUCGCUCAAAGACACCUCCACCAGAUCUCGCAGUGUCCAAGGCUGCUCCAAGCCGCGCGCGGACUCCUGUAAGGGAAGCUCCAAAAGGCUCGCCCGGAAAGAUGCCAGAGAGGCCAAGGACACCGCCCCAGGCGCACACGCUAGCAGAGCGAUUGCCACAAAAGGUCGCAAGCUCGCCGCCUCAGCGCAAAGCUCUUUCCAAGAGUGCUGCAAUCAGAACCGGUGCUUGGCCGAAAUGAUUAGGUGCAAGUGUCAGGGCCUGGUUCAACAAGCAUUUGGUGUUCCAGGCCUUUUCUCUUGCGGAGACUCAAAGUGCUUGGCUAGAAAGGAUAGCCUUUCUGUGUCGA